AUGAAGCAGCUCAUCUCCCACCUUCUGGCUGACAUGUGUCAGUAUUCGACUACUUGUCCUUCUUUUGCAACCUGUGAAAACAUCACCACGGGCUACCACUGCACCUGCAAACCUGGGUUUAUAUCUAGUUCUUUGGAGGAACACUUCACUGAUCCAACAGUGAAGUGCGUUGUUGACAGGUGUCAGAAUUCGUCUACUUGUCCUGUUUUUGCAACCUGUGAAAACGUUCUUUGGGGCUACCACUGCACCUGCAAACGUGGGUUUGCAUCUACUUCUGGGGAGCAAAACUUCGCUGAUCCAAAAGUCAAAUGUGUCGAAAAUCUCCUCAGCUGCCAGCCCAGGAUUCUGCACGGAGAUGAUUUCAAAAGCCUGUGCGGCAACAGCACCCAGCACGGAAACCAGCAAAGCAACCCAUUGUGCACCUUCUUGAAUCAGACCUCAAAGAGCCUGGAAUCUGCAUGUGGCAAUGGAAACCAGUCAGUACCGCUGAAGGAAGUCUCCACCUCUAUCGAUUUGCUUUUCAAUGCCACUGCCCAGCAGACUAAUGGGAGCAAGAAGGACGUUGCAUUGGUAGCCAAAAUGUUUCUGCAGAGCGUAGAAUCAGCCGCUUUGGUAGCUGCUCUGAAAAGCCCCGGGAACGAGACGCAGACUAUCACGGGAGACACGAUGACCAUCGCAGCCCUGCGGGUUACGGAUAACUGCAGUCGGGCAGGGAAGAUGAUCGAACUGAACGCUGAAAACGAGUUGAUGAGCAUUGACUGCACAACAGUGGUUGGCGCCAGCGAAGCAGGCUCCGGAGUCGUUGCCUUCAUAUCAUAUGCCACUCUCGAGUCCAUCCUGAACAAUAACUUUAUCGACCAGCAAAACCUGACAGGGGAUGACAACCUGGUUAGCAUUACGGUGAAUUCCAAGGUAGUGAGUGGGACCAUUGGGAAACCCGGACCCCUCUCCAAACCUUUCAACUUCACCCUGGAGCAUAAACAGAGAAAGGAAAUGGAAGACAAGAUUAUCUGUGUUUUCUGGAACCUCACUGGCACCUGGUCUACCGAGGGCUGCACUCUUCUCCAUGCGAACAGCACUCACACCACCUGCACCUGUAAUCACCUGUCCAGCUUUGCCAUCCUGAUGGCUUCACAUGCUAUCAAGGAGAGUUCCCCACUGACCAUCAUCACCUAUGUGGGACUGACCCUCUCCCUGCUGUGCCUCUUCCUCGCCAUCAUCACCUUCCUCCUGUGCCGCUCCAUCCGCAACGUCAGCACCUCCCUCCACCUGCAGCUCUGCCUCUGCCUCUUCCUGGCCGACCUGCUCUUCCUCACCGCAGUGGACAGCGUCACCAAUAAGGUGGCGUGUGCUGUCAUUGCUGGCCUCCUACACUUCCUCUUCCUGGCCUGUUUCACCUGGAUGUUCCUAGAAGGGCUGCACCUCUUCCUCACCGUCAGGAACCUGAAGGUUGUGAAUUACACCAGCGCCGGCCGGUUCAAGAAGAGAUUCAUGUACCCGUUCGGCUACGGAUUCCCAGCCCUGGUGGUGGCUAUUUCUGCAGCGGUGAAUCACAAAGGCUAUGGAACUUCCACACACUGCUGGCUCACAAUAGAGGGAGGCUUUGUCUGGAGUUUCCUUGGACCGGUCUGCCUUAUUAUUGUGAUGAAUUUAGCAUUUUUUAUCACAACCCUCUGGCUCCUGAGAGACAAAAUCUCCUCCCUCAAUACAGAUGUCUCCACCCUCAAAAACACAAGGUUACUGACAUUUAAAGCCAUCGCCCAGCUCUUCAUUCUGGGCUGCACAUGGAGCCUUGGUCUCCUCCAAGUCGGCCCAGCAGCCACGGUCAUGGCGUAUUUAUUCACCAUCGUCAACAGCCUGCAGGGAGCCUUCAUCUUCCUGGUGCACUGUCUCCUCAAUCAGCAGGUGAGAGAGGAGUACAAGAGAUGGAUCAGAAGGAUUGAAAAAAACAGAACCAAGUCUCAGAGUUCCGGGCUAUCUAUGUCAGCUAUCCCCAUGACCUCUGGAACUGCAUGGGAAAAGUCCUCCUGA
Terrapene triunguis (Three-toed box turtle) is the source of this 2031-nucleotide messenger RNA. RefSeq names its product adhesion G protein-coupled receptor E1-like. Gene Ontology annotation, cellular component: membrane. Gene Ontology annotation, biological process: adenylate cyclase-activating G protein-coupled receptor signaling pathway; cell surface receptor signaling pathway. Bases 1 to 2031 code for a protein of 676 amino acids. The record is from RefSeq and is a predicted model, not a curated record. The transcript has 16 exons. Lineage: Eukaryota; Metazoa; Chordata; Testudines; Emydidae. Gene Ontology annotation, molecular function: calcium ion binding; G protein-coupled receptor activity.